AUGAUUCCAGAAUUGGCUUUACCGUCAAUUCGAGCACGAAUAGAGCAAAUCGAUGAACUAACUGUCAAAAUUGGUGAUGAACCAGACGCCCGUCUGGUGCAUGAAAUGGUCGUGUUUGGUCACGAACUGGCCGAUUUGAUCGUUUGCAGUGCGUCUGCUGCGUACACAGUCUCGAUCCAACACUACGAACGUUUGUUUCUUCAUCGUUUCAGUAUUCGGUUCGCCUUGCUUUCGUUAGAAAGUUUAUCCCUAUCAACGGAUCGUCUUCUUCAUUAA
Messenger RNA from Anisakis simplex (herring worm), 276 nucleotides. The record is from the annotation of a GenBank genome assembly. Lineage: Eukaryota; Metazoa; Nematoda; Chromadorea; Rhabditida; Anisakidae.